Molecule: messenger RNA, 2039 nt
Organism: Zea mays
Lineage: Eukaryota; Viridiplantae; Streptophyta; Magnoliopsida; Poales; Poaceae
Exons: 3
Coding region: 16-2007 (663 amino acids)
Cellular component (GO): plasma membrane
Molecular function (GO): protein binding
Source: RefSeq, marked validated
CUCUUGGACGCAGCGAUGGAGCUACCGAUGCAGUCAGUCUCCAGCUUGCUGCUCGCCGGUCCUUCGCCUAGCUCGCCGGAAGCCGCGGAGACGACGCCGCCACCGAUGCAGCCGCUACAAUGUCAACAUGAGCGAUUGGUGGGCAACAUGUGCCCUUCUCUCUAUCUCGCCGUCUACAGAGGGCGGAUAGCGGACGUCACGGCGCUGCUUCUGGAACAACCCGCCGUUGCAAUAGAUUGUCAAGCCACUACCACGCCGGGUAUUAAGGGCACUGCUAUUAUGCACGGACAGUGCGACAUACUUGAGUUGACAGCGGAGAGGAACACCGCUCUACAUGUGGCUGCGGAGCAAGGGCACCACGAGCUGAUCCGGGAGCUCUACUUCAGGUUCUCAGACCAGGGCCUCCUCAAUCGCCUGAACUCGGCGCUGGACACGCCGCUGCAUUCCGCGGCGAGGGCAGGGCACGUCAGGGCAGUCGCUGUUCUCUUCGAGCUGGCGAGGGAUCGUGGCGUGAACAUUCUGGGAUGCAAAAAUGAGGCAGGGGACACGGCCCUGCACCUGGCGGCGAGGCACGGGCACGGUGCAGCGGUGGAGGUCCUGAUCUCGGCGGCGGCAGAACCGGCGGCCGAGCUGAACAACGCCGGCGUGUCGCCUCUGUACCUGGCAGUAAUCAGCGGCUCGGUGCAAGCAGUCAGAGCGAUUACCACGUGCAAGGACGCAUCAUCGCUGGGGCCAGGCGCACAGAAUGCUCUGCACGCUGCCGUCUUCCAGAGCUCAGAAAUGGUUCACCUGCUAUUGGAAUGGAGGCCAGCUCUGGCCGACCAAGUCGACAGCGGCGGCAGCAGCCCGCUCCAUUUCGCUUCGUCCGACGGCGACCGCACAAUCGUGAAGGCGAUCCUGCGUGCCUCACCACCAAGCACAGUUUACAAGAAGGACUCGGACGGCCUGUCGGCCCUUCACGUCGCGGCGCGGAUGGGACAUCGCCGCGUCGUGAAGGACAUGCUACGGAGCUAUCCCGACGCCGCCGAGCUCCGCGACGGUAACGGCGGUACCUUCGUCCACGCAGCAGCCAGGGAGAGGCGCUCCUCGGUGGUGUCGCUCGCUAUCAGCAACUCCAUGCUGCGCGGCGUCCUGGACGCGCAGGACAGGGACGGGAACACGCCGCUCCACCUCGCGGUGGCGGUGGGAUCGACCGGCGACGUGGAGGCCCUGCUACGGGAGGGCAAGGUGCGUGCCGACGUUCUGAACAACGACGGUCACACGGCGUUGGAUCUCGCCGCCAGAUCGAACGCCGGUUUCUUCGCCACGAUCAACCUGGUGGUGGCGUUAGUCGCCUUCGGGGCACGGCUCCGGCCGCAGAGGCAGGACCGCCUGGAGCAGUGGGGCGGCCGCGACAUGGUGCGGAAGGGGAUACAGAACACGUCCGACAGCCUCGCGGUGGUGGCCGGCCUCAUUGUCGCUGCAGCGUUCGCCGCCGGGUUCAACUUGCCCGGUGGGUACGGAGACGACGGCAAGGCGAACCUCAAGCACGAGAUUGUCUUCAAGACCUUCCUGUUCUUGAACACCGGGGCCGUGGCGACGUCCAUGCUGGCGGUGGCGCUGCUCGUCUAUGGGAAGGCGUCUUCGCACUCCGACGGCUCGUGGAAGACCUUCGCGGCGGCGCUGCACCUGCUGUGGGUGUCGCUCGUCUGCAUGAUGCUGGCCUUUCAGGCGGCUCUGUUUUCCGUGGCGACAACAAGGGCACUAACUUACGGGUUCCUAGUUGUAUACAUGUGCAUCUUUAUCUUGCAGGUGCGUAUCGCGAAGUGGCUGGGGCCUGACACGAGGUUGCGCACGAUUUGGAGGUUUCACUGGAAAGGGAGGCAUGUCGACAUCAAACGGCAGUAUCCGUUCGCCAACGCUUUCGUAGUCAAUGUAUAUCUGUUUACAGCUCUAAGUUUGCUAGUGCCUAUUGGUUUUGAAGUCAUGUUUCUAUUAGGUGGGAGAUCCAUCGAUACUUCCUCUUAGGCUGUAAUCGGAUCGAAAACAAAACAGACGGA